This is a messenger RNA of Lampris incognitus (smalleye Pacific opah), 1620 nucleotides long. RefSeq names its product motile sperm domain-containing protein 2-like. Bases 53 to 1393 code for a protein of 446 amino acids. The record is from RefSeq and is a predicted model, not a curated record. The transcript has 13 exons. NCBI's taxonomy places the organism in Eukaryota, Metazoa, Chordata, Actinopteri, Lampriformes, Lampridae.
UCUGGAGGGCUACUUGGAGUGGAGGCAUUACGUUGUGGACGACGCUUUGAAAAUGAUUGAUGAGAGCUUUCAGUGGAGAAAAGAACUCUACGUGAAUGAGAUCAACGAAGGCUCUGUGCAGAAGUCUCUCUUGGAGUUGGGGAUGCUCUAUCUUCAUGGAUACGAUAAAGAAGGAAACAAAUUAUUCUGGUUUAGGGUGAAGCUGCUCAUGAAGGAUGUGCGGUUGGUGCAUGAGAAAAAGAAGUACGUGGCCUUCUUGCUGGAGCGCUUUAUCCGGAGGGAGCCAGGGGCGCUCCUCACCAUGGUGCUGGACAUGUCAGAGUCUGGCCUGGGCAAUGUGGACAUGGAUUUUAUGAAGUAUAUCAUUAACUGUUUCCAAGUAUACUACCCCAGAUUGCUGUCUAAAAUGAUCAUCUAUGGAAUACCGUGGAUCAUGAAUGUGGCGUGGAAGAUAGUGAGGACUUGGCUGGGUCCAGACGCCAUCAACAAGGUGAAAUUUGUCUCCAGAAGUGAAAUCCACACCCACAUUGACCCUGAGCAUCUUCCCCUUCACAUGGGAGGGACUGAUAACUUCACUUACAGCUACCCUCCUCUGCCUGACGACAGCUUUCUGUCACCCAUGUCGAAGCCCGUUAACCAGGACGAGGAGGCCGAGUUGAAGGACAGAGAUCCAGUGGGAAAAGAGCAUGCCGAGGUGUUGCUCAGACUGAGAAAGGUAUGGUUUGCAGAUGAUGGGGAUGCGGAUGCUGCCAGCAGAGUCCGAUCCGCCCGGAGGCCCAACGCUACAUAUAAAGGCUCACUGCUCCAUAUAAGUCCAGCAGAGGAACUGUGCUUCGGCCUGAGCGAGACUGAGAAGAGGUGCCUGAUUAUUCUCAAGAACGUGACCAAAAGUGCUGUGGCUUAUAAGGUCCGCACCACAGCUCCAGAGAAGUACAGGGUGAAGCCAGGCAGUAGCAUUUGUGCUGCGGGGACAAGCAUGGAAAUAAUAGUCUCACUUCAUGGAGGGUCCCAGCCAUCUUUGCAGGACCGUUUCCUGAUCAUGGCUGCUGAAUCGGGACCCAGUGUCACGGAGGACAACCAGGACUUGGUUCAGUUCUGGAAAGACAUUCCCAAGUCCAAAGUGAUAGAGCACAGAUUGCAUUGUCAAGUCCUGCAGCAUCUUAGGUCAGCCCUAAACCAGAGUGCCAACAGCUGGGAAAGACCAGUGAUCACCAAUGGCCACCAGGACACGAGUACCAUGCUCCUGCAGGUGUCGGCCACGUGCAGCCAACUGGAACAGAAGUUGGAUCGGUGUAUUUGGAUGCAGAAGGCUCUUGUUGGCUUGAUAACCAUACUGACGGCGCUGUGGUGCUCCACCCUGUACCUGCAGCAUGCUGGGAACAUGCCCUUCUAACAGGACUUGGGCCUGGGACCAGACCGGUUGUUUACAGCUGAGAACUGAUGCCAAAUAGCGAGGGGAAGGGAAGUCAGACUAGCCACUCGUGACAGAAAAGCUAAAUGCACUUUUUUUUUCCUUUGGAUAGAAAAACCAAAUGUAUCUGUGAAACUGCCUUCAUACAAUCCUUUUCCUAUUCUUUCAAAUUCUUUGUAUUUCAUGCACAAUUUGCACAGGUUAUAUGC